Molecule: messenger RNA, 3686 nt
Organism: Pristis pectinata (smalltooth sawfish)
Lineage: Eukaryota; Metazoa; Chordata; Chondrichthyes; Rhinopristiformes; Pristidae
Gene: rab24
Product: RAB24, member RAS oncogene family
Exons: 9
Coding region: 571-1185 (204 amino acids)
Molecular function (GO): GTP binding; GTPase activity
Source: RefSeq, a predicted model, not a curated record
CGGAGGGCAAAGGUGGAAGGGCUACAACAGCACAGCGCUUACACAUCAGGGAAGGUGUGUGGCUGGGGUCUCUGGUGACUACCUCACCCCAAGUGUCAACCUUCUGUCGGGGCGGUAGACCCGUCCUUGCCCACUGGCCAUGGCACUCGCUCACUCCUUGCAGUCCAGUGAGGAAUCAGUGGAUGGUAGUCGGAUGGGAACCCUGGCUCAUUAGAUGCUCUGCAACACCUAAUGCACUAAAAUAAUACCACCUGGGAUGGGAUCAGCUAACUCAGCAAUCAAUUGGAAAGUCUUCAGUGUUUGGAUCGUCACUGACGAUGCAUACAGCACUGGGAGUUACAGAGUUCCUUGUGGUUGAAUUGUGCCUCUUCGUGGAAGAGAAAUCCAUCAACAACCCGCAUUUACGUAGAGCCAGAUGCUUUACCAUCAUAAACAAGAAGUCGAUGCUAUUUCAAGUAAACAAAUAAUGAGCAGGUGAAGCCAUUCCUGUUGACGACUUUCCUGUUGUGAAUGGUGAAAAUAAGGUUCUACUAUUACACCUAACACAUUGCAGGCAGCAGAGGUCACAGAAUGAGUGGACAGCGGGUUGAUGUGAAGGUGGUAAUGCUGGGAAAGGAGUUUGUAGGAAAAACUAGUCUGGUGGAGAGAUACGUUCACAAUCGUUUUCUCAAUGGCCCAUAUCAGAAUACAAUCGGGGCUGCAUUUGUAGCCAAGCUCAUCCAUGUUGGUGAAAAGGCAAUCACACUUGGCAUCUGGGACACUGCAGGGUCAGAACGGUACGAAGCCAUGAGCAGAAUCUACUAUCGGGGUGCCCGAGCAGCUGUUGUGUGCUUUGAUCUGACUGACAGUAGCAGCUACGCAAGGGCUAGAUUCUGGGUGAAUGAAGUCCAGAACUGUGAAGAGCAUUGCAAAAUCUACUUGUGCGGAACAAAGAGUGAUCUUGUACAGAAUGAUCGCAGUGCCCGGGGAGUCGAUUACCAUGAUGUUCAGGAUUACUCGGAUGAGAUCAAAGCCAAGCUGUUUGAAACCUCCAGUAAGACUGGUCAGAAUGUUGAUGAACUCUUUCAGAAAGUAGCAGAAGAUUACGUGAAUAUAACAGCUUUCCAGGUGACAACAGAAGAUGAAGCUGUGAACUUGGCUGAGAAGAAGAAAUCUCCCUAUUUGUUUAGCUGUUGUCACCAAUAGCACCAGAUUUGCCAAUAUUUGAAGGAGAAAUUCUUACAAAUUCCCUGGACUGAAUCUCCUUACUCAAACUGUUGGAAUACGCUCUCAAGAAUUUUGAGGCUGGAUCAAUGUAAUGUGACUAAUGGGCAAUGUGGUGUCUAAAUGACGUCUGUCCUUUGAACUGAAGUGACCUUUGUUGCUGGAAUACUACGUCCUUGAACAUGCUGUGGAAUCCUCCUCUGGAUAAUCUCUACAUACAGCUAACCGUAUGGCAUUUUGUAUUUUAGAAAGUUGCCAAGAUUUUGUGCGUAAAGUACUUUCUUUUUGCCUUAUUUUGUGAUAAUUUAAUUAUUUUUGUGUUAUCUAAUGAAAAUAGUGGCAGAUCUCAGGAGUAUUCAGCACACCAAGCAGGUGCCCUACACCUGUCUUGCUGCUUCACUGGCACCUAGGUUCCAAGACCUGUGUUUCCAUAUUAGGAUUUUUAAACACACUGCAUUAAAUCUUUUGUUUUGGAGACUAUUUUCAGCUAGUACUGUGACAGAAUUGACCAUAUUAGUAUUGGAUCUUGACACUGGCCGGUCAGCUGAGUGGGACAAGUUUGCACUGAGGGUUUAUUUUCGGUUUUUGCUGUUCUUCCUGUCGCCCGUGUUGUUUCUGUAUAUGUUCCAACAGAAGAGUGGCAAGUGUUUCCAAAUGCACUGGUGUUUGGAGUUUGGCCUCGCUGAUUGGAGAGAUUUAUAAAUUGCUGCCUCAAUAGUGUGACACUGACAAAAGCCCAGUCUCAGUGUAGCUUUGCUGCCUAUUUGGGGUGAAUGAAGAGAGAAAGGAGGGGUCGGCAGUAGUGGUGGGACCUGCCUGUGGGGAGGUGGUGCCUGCAGAAUAUGAGAUUCUAAGCUUAAAGGAUGCCAGUCCAAACAGCCUUGUAAUCUAAAAACAGUUUUCUGAGUGGUCUUUAUUACUUUUGAUGGUAAGACCUCUAUUAUGUAUGAUCCCCACCAUUUACAGGUAAUAGCCACAGUGCCACAGUCAACAUUUUAAGCAUUGUCAGUUCCCUUGAAUUUUGAUUAUUAGUUUUGGCAUGUACACAAUGGUUUUGAACAUUGCAGGAAGUAUUUCCCCAUCAUUCAGAAUAGCAUUAACCAUUAAGUAAUAAAAGGAAACACAGUAAUAUUAGCCUCAUUAAGAAGUUUGUUGUUGAAUACUAAUAACUUCUUGUGAUGCAGGAUACAUCUACGUGGACAGAAAACACUCUUCAUAUCAUGGUAUCUCAAGUGACAAAAGAUCUCUAAUGAUGGUUUGUUAUUUUACUGUAAUUUCUGAAGCCUUCAAGUACAAUUUGUUUUUAAAUCCUUCAUUUUCUCCUUCCUGCCCUCUUCCCCAUUUAUUGUUCUGCUGUUAGGAGCAUUUUCCAAUAGCUUUUCAUUUAGUGGAAGUUGCAGGACCAUCUGCCUAAACAAAAUUUGCAGUUCCCUCUAAUUUGAUAAAGCUUCCUGAUCUGAACACUUGAUGUGACCACGUUUCACUAUGAAAGUUCCUUGAACUUGAACUAAUACCGAAGGUGAGCUCAAUGUGGUGUACACUUUGAUAAUGGAAAAUAUAAACUAAAUAGUCAAAGAUAUUUCAUUACCCAGUAUUAUGUCCGCUAUAUUUAAGAGUCUUUAAAGAUGUGCAAAAAUAUUUGGAGUUUCAAAUACCUUGUUACUUGGAGCAUUAUUAAAGCUCUAUUUAUUGAACUGAGAUUGAAACUCCCAUUGGUGUCUUUUGUCAUUGUAGCUGGGAUCUUCUCCCGGUUUUGUUGAAUGACCAUGCAGUACUCAAGUUAGGAUGUAACUGUGAUUAAAGUUGUAUACAUACAACACUUCUAUUUUUGGAAAUGGCAAAGAUGCAAAGUGUUCUUUCACAGAGCUGGGAGAGAGAACUUAAGUUAAUGAGCACUGGUAUACUGGAAGCUUUGAGGUAGUGCACUGGAAAUAUAUUACCAGGUCUUUAAGACUAAUUCUCAGGCUGAGCAAAAAUUUGCUGAACGGUUGCAAAGUAUUUGUCCUUUUCUACAAGGGCAAGUAGCCAUUUUUGAAAGAGGUAAUGAAACAUUGCCUCAUUAUUGUGAGCAUAUUUAUUAAUCAAAAGGGAAAAGGUGGUGUGAUUGAAAUUCAACUUCAAAUACAGCAUGGCUGUUUAGGACAAUUCAUCUUUUUUCUAUACUUUCAAUUCACGUUAAGGGUGACUUAUGGCAAACAUGGAGGGCAAGGGCUGUCUGAAGGUUCUGGCACAGCACAACUGAGACAUUGCUUUCUGAUCAAAGACUUAUUUAUUCUGCAUGUGCAAAGGAUUGCAGUGCAUUGUGGAAAUCCAAUAAUUGGUGCUGUGAAGUCCAUGUAUUUUAUAAUGCAUUGGUCCUCUGAAUAAACCUUAAAACCUGUUAAUUCAGUUGUAAACAUUAUCAUUGGUAUUCAUUACUGACCAUUUUGUCACAAAUCAAUUGCUUUUAUUUUAAUGUAAGAAAAGAAUUAAAUGCACAAGGC